Messenger RNA from Eurytemora carolleeae, 1934 nucleotides. Its product is annotated as 1-phosphatidylinositol 4,5-bisphosphate phosphodiesterase delta-4. The record is from RefSeq and is a predicted model, not a curated record. Gene Ontology annotation, biological process: phosphatidylinositol-mediated signaling; lipid metabolic process. NCBI's taxonomy places the organism in Eukaryota, Metazoa, Arthropoda, Copepoda, Calanoida, Temoridae. Gene Ontology annotation, molecular function: phosphatidylinositol-4,5-bisphosphate phospholipase C activity. Bases 292 to 1896 code for a protein of 534 amino acids. The transcript is spliced from 17 exons.
CAGGAGAAACUCAGAAAUACGCAGGGGCGACAAACAGACUUUCUACACGCAGCAUGGCUCGCGUAACACAUCGUUCAAUAUUUAUUAAGGCAUUUCCUUAAACAAAUUAUCAAUGCACCAAUUUUGAUUAUUUCAUGAAAAAGCAAUAGCUUCGAUUUGCUCUAAAAAGAAUUGAACCCUAAUAGAAUUUUUUUUUAAACAAAAAUAUUAAAUCUAGAAGAAAAUGUUAAAUAUUUUAGAAAUGGGCAGAAACUUGGAAAUCCGUUAAACCUAAAGAUUUUUGACGCAAAUAUGGAUUGGAAUUUUGGUUCCUUGUCACUCAACUCUGCGUAUCAGAUCAUCGAGAAAUCAAGGUUUCCCGGAACCUUCAUCUUGACGUCGGAUGACAAAAACCGGUUUAUCACGCUUCUUCUGACAACUGAUCCGGCACCGGAAGUGGUUCUAAUCGGGAUUUUCCAGGAAAAUAAUCAGUUUUCUUUGUUCCUGGGCUACGAUAGAGAAAAAAAACAGUUUAGUUCGUUGACUGCAUUGGUGAAUUAUUUUCAUUUUUGGCCAAUCUCUGGAAAUUGUUUACUCAGUUUUGGCCAGUGUAAUUCAAACAUCAUCAUUUUGUUCAGGAAAACAGUUGAGUUUAAAGCCAGGGUUGAGGAUAGAAUGGUCUUUAGUGUUGAGGCUAGAGAAGAGUUUAAAAUCUCAACGGUUCUCCAAAAUAUUGAAAUACUUAACGAACCCCCUGAACCGUUGACUACAGUGUUUCCGUUAAGCAAGUAUUCUCCACAAAUGGUAAAAAAUCAGGAGAGUUUUGAACCCCUGGAUAAUGUGAACGAACUACUGAAAGUUGAACUGAAAGAAGAGAUAGAUAAACUACUUCUAGGUUUCAUAGAUCCAGUAGAUGCAGAGGGGAGGAGUGAUAUUGAAUCAGCGGAGGAAGUAACCCAACUUCUGGAAAACUAUGCUAAAAUGAACUCAAAGAUAGCUGAAAAGGAGACAGUAUUCUCGCUUUAUGAACUGAUCUAUCUACACCCACAGGAUGAACAGUCUCAAACGAAGAAUCGAAAACAUUUUCAAGUUAAUUUGAUGACUCGAGAAGAUUUUCAGGAAUUUAGCCAAAAAGAAAAUUCAAUAAAAAUAGCUAAGCUCCAUAACUCAGCACUAUGUAAAGUACAUAAAAAUGUUUCAAAUUCACAGUUUUCCAGUUUUAGUCCACUUAAGGCCUGGAGGUUGGGAGUACAGAUGGUUAACAUGAACCUCAGACCAACUAGAUACCCAGAGAAUAUGGAACUACACAGGGCAAUGUUUAAAAGGAACGGGAACUGUGGAUAUGUUCCUAAAUCUGGGAACCUUCUUACGAAACUGGUAUCAAACUCAGUUCUGUUGAAAUGUACAAUCCUAGAGGGAAGCAAACUUUGGGGCCAAAAACAAUGGAAGGAUACAGUUCAUACAGUUAGUGUCUGUGCCUGGGUAGUUGCAGAAUCAGGAAGAGAAGGAAAAACAACGCCAGUGAUCGCUACCAGAGGAAAUGGAUUAAGACCAAUCUGGAACUUGAAAAUCCCUCCUAUUGUGAUAUCAAGGCCUGAACUAGGAUUUUUCGUACUAGAGGUUUCACAUAGCAGUGGGCAUAGUAAUAUGAAGGUUAUUGGGAAGUUUGUAGCUCCUGUUGUGUCUCUAAGAUCUGGUAUCAGAAGUGUAAACCUAGAAAAUCCAAGCUUCCAGCAUGAAAUACCCUUUGCCAGUAUCCUGGUGCACCUGGAGAUGCUCACUAAGAUGGAUAUCAAGGAGCAGUAUGAGCAGAUCAGGAACAAUCCAGCAGACGCUUCUACUUUCGAGGAUGGUAAUACCUGGGAGCAGUUUGCAAAGCAUAACCUUGAAGUUGAUGGUCUUUUUGAUCCAUUAUAAAUCAAUGAUCAUAAAAAAAUAAAUUACUUUUGUCCUCA